Molecule: messenger RNA, 672 nt
Organism: Ochlerotatus camptorhynchus
Lineage: Eukaryota; Metazoa; Arthropoda; Insecta; Diptera; Culicidae
Exons: 1
Coding region: 1-672 (223 amino acids)
Source: RefSeq, a predicted model, not a curated record
AUGAAUGGAAGUGUGGCACGAAUGCAGCUGGACACCGGUUCUGACGUCACCAUAAUAUCAACUGGAACGUGGAGGAAGAUUGGAAGCUUUCAAAUGAAUCCGUCGUCUGUGACGGUACCCUUCGACACGAUCUGCAACAAGGUUGGCAGUGGUUCGGUGAGUGUGAACGCGCUGAAAACGAAGUUCCCGGAAGUGUUUUCAGAGCAGUUAGGUCUCUGCACGAAGGCGAAAGUCAAAUUGGAGCUGAAGGCUGGAAAGAGUCCUGUGUUUCGUCUGAAACGUCCAGUAGCAUACGCUAUGUACCGUGCUGUGGAUGACGAACUGUAUCGGCUGGAACAAGACCAAAUCAUCUCACCUGUGGACUACUCGGAGUGGGCGGCUCCGAUCGUCGUGGUUUGGAAAGCGAGCGGAUCGAUACGUAUCUGUGGUGAUUAUUCGACGGGUCUGAACGAUGCGCUGCGACCCAAUCAGUACCCGCUUCCCCUGCCGCAAGACAUUUUUACCAGUUUGGCUAAUUGCACUGUUUUUAGCCAGAUCGAUCUGACAGACGCUUUUCUGCAGAUGGAGAUUGACGAACGGUCACGUCAACUGCUAACCAUCAACACGCAUCGUGGCUACCAAUAUAACCGUCUCUCACCGGGUGUGAAAGUAGCACCAGGAGCAUUUCAAUAG